AGGGCUGGCGCGGGCUCCGCCCCCCGGGUAGGGACCUACAGCGGGCGCGGCGCCGGCGGUCUGCGGCCGGUGGUGUAGACGCCCCUUCGCCGGUACCUGGCACCUGGAUCCGGCCUGCUGGGCCUCUUUGUGCAGCGCCUUGCUGGGGCCCAGGGUACUGAUGUAGAAGCCUACACCAGGGCCUGAAGUUGUGAAACUCGUGGCACGCCACACCUGAGAAGAGAAGGCCUGAAAGAGAAGGAAGAGCCCAUGGUACUUGCCAUGUUUUUGACUUAAAUCUGCAACUCCAAGGCUCCAGGCAGGAAGUAAGAACAGUGCUCAAGUGGCAGCAGAUACUGACUAUAUAGCUUCAUCUCACAGCUUCACACAGCAAGGUAGCAAACAAGGAAUGUGAGAUUGGACACAGUUGCUGCUGUUCACCAAAUCUGUGAUCUUCAAAAAGCCAUCUAGCUUCUCCAGACCUGUUACCAGAGAAAAAGCAGAUAAUUGAAGGCUGGCUUCAAGAAGUUUGGAGUGUUACCUGGAAUAUCAGAGAAUUGAAAGCAGUCAUAUUUUGGGAUCAUGCGCCUACUGUGGCAGUAUAUAAAAAAAGAUAAGUAUGCACCCAAGAAGUAGCUGCUCCUCUACCUAUCACGAACUGUAUAGAAGGAUGUCUCCUAAGGAUUUUAUCAUGUGAAAGCUUUCUGAACUUUAGUCGGCUCUUUUUAGAAAUGCAGAUAAAGAAGAUGAAGGAUAUCGGACAGCAGCUGUACAGUACACACGUGAACGGCGGACAUAAUUCCUUGACCAUGUCACCGAAACAGCCUGAUGCUAAUGGAGCACCUCGACCAGAUAGACAGGAAACACCAACCAUUUUGUAUCAAGGCUCAGAGGCAGAGGGUGCCAUGAUGACCAUUGCUACGUGUGCAAAGUGCAAAAGUGUUCACAAGAUCUCUCUUCAGGAUUUGCAGAAGGGUACAGGGAAGGACGGUAUGUAUGUCUGCUUCCAGUGUAGCCUCGGUGCAGCUUCUCCCAGUUUUCAUUUUGUGAGCAAUAAUCCCAGUGCUACUCAUGUUGGAAAUAGAGCUGACACCUUCUCAAGUUCUGUUAAUAACAAAUUUAAGGUAAGGAACUUUAAGCCAGGCAAAUACUAUUGUGAUAAAUGUCGAUUUUCCACAAAGGACCCGCUGCAGUACAAAAAGCACACCCUUCAACAUGAGGAGAUUAAAUUCAUUUGUUCUCACUGCAGCUACAUUUCAUACACAAAAGGGGAGUUUCAGAGGCAUUUGGUGAAACACACAGGCAUAUUUCCUUAUCAGUGUGAGUAUUGUGACUAUGGUGCUAUUAGAAAUGAUUAUAUUGUCAAACACACCAAGAGAGUACAUGAAAGGGCAGGUGCAAAACGGCCAGUCAAAGCUGUUGCCAAGCCGGAGCCAAAAAGAACCGGCACUUCAAAACAAAACCCAGACCUUUUAAAAGCAUCCAGUCAACGGGCUGCAAUUCAAAAUAAGUGGUCAGAUCAACUAUCAGGUUUCUCUCUCCAUGCAAAUAAAGACAAAAUGCACAAUAUCAUGUUACCCGAACCAAAGGAAUACGAAAAAGAUGUAGUUUGUAUUCCAAAUAAAAUGACCCUUUCUGAGCCAACUGAAGUGAAUCUGUUUGAGAACAAAAAUGUUGAAGUAGAAGUGUUAUCCCCUGCGAAAGAACCUGUUCAGCCAGGUAUGCCGUUGACAGUUGUUGCACCAGCAGAACUAGUUGUCCCUGCAAACUGUUUAGCCCAGUUGAUAGACGUGAAGGUUGUCAAUGGUACACAGCAGGUUGUUCUGAAACUGUUUCCGCUGGAAGAAAAUACUUGCCUUGAAGCUGGGAGGGGCAAUGAAGGUAAUUCUGAACAUAUGGCGAAAGAGAAGGGUUCAGAUGAACAAGAAAAAAUACUUUCUGCAGAAAAAACAAAGUCACUGACGAUUGAUGAGAAUGUUGGAAAACUUGUGGGCAUUGAUAGUUUUCAAUCUUCAGUUCAAAAACAACUUAAAAAUAUGAAAUGGGUAAGGUCUUACGAUUUUAUUAUGCCAGAUUCUAGUGUGCACCACCAUGGAAAAUCCUUCCUUCAUUCUGAAACAAUUGAGGAUUUUCAGAAAAAAAAUAAUUUGUAUCCACAUAGAACUGCUUUUCCUUCUGUUGCCUUAAAAGGUCAUUCUCUAGCAUCUGUAUUGAAAAACAGUGUUUUACGUAGUCUUGGAGCUGCAUCAAACCCUUUUCCAUAUAAAGCUGUUUGUUUUGCUGAAAAUGGAAGAAAUUUACACAGUAAUUCAUUCCCUUUUGCUGCAUCACCUGCAACCUUUCCCUUUUCUGGAGAAAAGGGCUUAUUGCCUAUAAGUGAAAAUGACUUGGAAUCUAGAAGAAAGAUGAGUAUUCCUGUAAAAAUGAUUUCCUCUAUUAGGAAGCAGGAAGAUAACCAGACAGAGGAACACAAGGUGGUUUCAAGUGUAGGCCAGAUUUCCUCUCAACAUAAAAAUGAGUAUUUACAUAUUAACAUAACCGGAGAAGAUAGACCUCAACAGCCUGGGGAUAAGCCUUUGGAAUUAAAUAAUUCUGAAAGGACUAAUAACACUAAUGAUGGCCCAGUCAUCUCAUCAGUAUUUUCUCUGAGCUCUGGAUCUGAAAAUGUCCCCGAGGGCAUCAGGUGGAAUAGCUCAACAUCUAAAAUAAAGUCAAUCGAACUGUUGCGCAGAAAGAUAGCUCAGUUAAUUGAGUCCUGUGGCAAGCCUUCAUCUUUGGCUUCAAAUAGUGCACAUCGUCGCUCUGUAGGGCAGGCGUCAAAGGUAACUUCAGAAGCUACCUCUGAAGGUAUUCAGGAAAUCAAUGUGUCACUCACUGGCCCUGACCAUCCCACAGGUACUCUUCAGAAAUCUCCGAAUGAUGGUGUUACUGGUAACAGACAACUUACUCAUCAACAAAUAUAUCCACAGUUUGCAGAUGGCAGUGUUAGGAAAACCAAAAGAAGAGUGGCCAGGAAGGCUCAUGUUGCCACACCAGUGUUAAUCCCCAAAGGGGCUGUGCUGAGGGUUCUUAAUUCCUCUGAGGAUGCCCACAUCAUAGAGGCUACAUGUGAAGCACCUGUCAGCAUACCUCGCAGCGAAACACAGUUAAAACCAGCUCCAUUUUGCCCUGUGAAACAGGCAGACUCAGACUUACAGCCUUUAAGAAGUGAAAGGGGGCCAAUAGAUAUGUCCCAAAAUCUUGAGACACCUCCAAGGCCUAAACUGAGAAAAGAGAGUGCUGUCUGUAGCACCAUCUCUAAAAAAACUGGCACUCUGCAUGGACAGCAAGGAAGCAGUGAAUUAAAUAAGCAAGGGAGACUGCUUUCCAGAAAUCUUUCUGUAAGUAGAAAUAAAACCAAACAAGUACACUUAGCCAAGAAGAAGAACAAAAUUCAGGCUGAACCCAGCCGUUCUCUCAAGGAUCCUUCAAUUUUUCAAGUUGCAAGACAACUUCGGCUGAUAGCAGCUAAGCCAGAUCAGUUGAUUAAGUGUCCCCGUCGGAACCAGCCAGUCAUUGUGUUAAACCACCCUGAUGUGGACUCACCAGAAGUGACCAAUGUGAUGAAGGUAAUAAAUAAAUACAAAGGCAAUGUCCUCAAAGUUGUUUUAUCAGAGAGGACUAGGUGUCAGCUAGGCAUCAGACGACAUCAUGUACGCCUGACCUACCAGAAUGCAGAAGAAGCCAGUCACGUUAAAAGGCAAAUGAUGUUGAAAAUGAAACUCAAAAAAGUUCAUAAAAACAACUACCAGGUAGUGGAUUCCUUGCCUGAUGACUCCUUACAGUGUGUGUUUAAGUGCUGGUUUUGUGGGCGGCUGUAUGAAGACCAGGAAGAGUGGAUGAGUCACGGCCAACGGCAUUUGAUAGAAGCAACUAGAGACUGGGAUGUGCUUUCCUCCAAGGGCAAAUAAGUAAACAGUUACUCUUUGAAGCAAUUUAUCUUUUAGUUUAUUCUGGUUUGGAGUCCCUGCACCCAGAAUAAGUAGCAGAAGAAAUAUAGACUGUAGAAAUGAGAGGACUGCUAAUUCUUCAUUCAGAACUGUAGGUAUAUUGGGAGCCAGGGGUCUGAACAUGAAGUAUGUGAUUGGAUCCCAGAAUGUAUUUGAGGUCCCUGAAAUUGUACACACAAAUUUGAUACAUACGCAUUUUUCUGGAGAGAGCCUGUGAAACUUUGAACAGAUUUUCAGUGGGAUUUGAGAGUUUUCUUUGUUUAGCACCCACUUUUCUAAGUACAUAGAGGUCUUUCAUAACCCAUUCAGAGGGGCAGACUGAAAAUGUUUUACACAUGCUCUUCAUAUAAAUACUACUGAAGAAUUAAACCUAUG
Messenger RNA from Cebus imitator (Panamanian white-faced capuchin), 4343 nucleotides. RefSeq names its product zinc finger protein 518B (gene ZNF518B). Lineage: Eukaryota; Metazoa; Chordata; Mammalia; Primates; Cebidae. The record is from RefSeq and is a predicted model, not a curated record. Gene Ontology annotation, molecular function: RNA polymerase II transcription regulatory region sequence-specific DNA binding; DNA-binding transcription factor activity, RNA polymerase II-specific. Gene Ontology annotation, cellular component: nucleus. The coding region runs from base 711 to 3929 and encodes 1072 amino acids. The transcript has 3 exons. Gene Ontology annotation, biological process: regulation of transcription by RNA polymerase II.